Rhipicephalus microplus (southern cattle tick) is the source of this 3773-nucleotide messenger RNA. Its product is annotated as homeobox protein Meis1. NCBI's taxonomy places the organism in Eukaryota, Metazoa, Arthropoda, Arachnida, Ixodida, Ixodidae. Gene Ontology annotation, biological process: regulation of DNA-templated transcription. The record is from RefSeq and is a predicted model, not a curated record. Gene Ontology annotation, molecular function: DNA binding.
UCGCCGAUUUCUGACCCUUGCUUCGCUGGAAACGUCGACCAGUUUUUUUUUUUUUUUUUCUCGCAUACCGCCAGAACCCCGGAAGAAAGAAAGACCACCACCGCUGCUGAUUUGUGGAAGGAAAAAAAAAAGAAAAUUUCAGAAGAGUUGAUUGAAGACGACCGCUGACAUUGCCAACAUUCAGAGAAGGUCCGGCAGUUCUGACCACGCCAGUCUGUGUACAAGAAGAAAGACUGACUCUGCAAGCGUGCGCACAUUGCUAUUCUGAAAGGCCUAGAGACAUCUGCAAGACCAUCAGUCGGUCCUUGUAUGAAAUAAGGCCAUCGUCGUCAUCCUCUUCAACUACAAUAUUUUUUUGUGUGUUGUGUUGUCGCCUCAAGGGUGCAUCCGAAGCUCGCUGUCGCACCGUGUGUUGAACUGGUGUCCCCGAAAAAUCCCUCCCUGUGUUUCGAAAGAUUGCGAGGAGAGAAAGCAAUCCACAACACUUGAUUGUGUCUGUGAGAGUGUACGUGCGUUUACUGCACCGAACAACCCUCUUCGUCGAUUUCAACUUCGCUUUAUUUUUUAUUUUUCGACAAGAAGACGUGUUCUCGACUCGCCUCCUCAAAUCUUGGUUAAUAGAGUUCUGAGAAACCACCGUCCUACUCCGAGCGUCGUGCAACCCUUUAGCUCGACAACGACCUUCUUUAGAGAAGAAUCUUCGGUUGGACCCAUCGUACUCGAGCUGUGCAACAGAAGAGGGAGAGGAGGAUUUCCCUGGCUGACGUCUUUGUGGUAUCGCUGUCUUGGCCUGUGUACCUCGCCGCCGCAAGUUUUUGUGUGGUGUUCCAAAAACUUGCCCGGAUCGAGAGGGGGACGUGAAGAGAGGUUCCGGUUUCUGCAGCUUCACUCGUGGAAAGAGCUUCGGCCUUUUGUGGAGUGUCAGUGCUUAAAAAAAAAAAAAAAAGGUACGAAGAAAACGUCGUUGACGACCACAAGCAUCCCACUGUGUCACGGGGAAGCUGCUAAAAGCUAGGAACUUCCAAAAAGUCGACAUGGCUCAACGGUACGAUGACCCGGUGCCCCACUACGGCGGCGGCGCUGGCGGCGGAGGCACGGCCCUGGAGGGACCCCUGGGGGGCUACGACCACCACGGCCGCAUGCAACAGCUGGCGCACAGCCCGCACCCCAUGAACGCUGCGGCCGCCAUGUACACCAAUCACGGAGCCGCCGGAGCCGCCAAUCACGUGAUGGGCGCCGUGCCGGACGUCCACAAGCGAGACAAGGACGCCAUCUAUGGACACCCACUGUUUCCCCUGUUGGCACUGAUCUUCGAGAAGUGCGAACUGGCCACCUGCACUCCCCGAGAGCCCGGCAUCGCCGGUGGGGACGUGUGUUCCUCGGAAUCCUUCAACGAAGACAUUGCCGUGUUUGCCAAGCAGAUAAUGACCGAAUAUCCUCAAUACACUUCAAAUGAGGAGUUAGACUCUCUUAUGGUGCAAGCCAUACAAGUUCUCAGGUUUCAUCUUCUAGAGCUCGAAAAGGUGCACGAGCUGUGCGACAACUUCUGCCAGCGGUACAUCAGCUGUCUGAAGGGCAAGAUGCCCAUCGACCUAGUGAUAGACGAGCGCGACAGCAAGCCCGGGGACCUGGGCGACAACAACAACAACCACAACAGCAGCGGCGGGGGCUCGGGGGGCUCCGGAGGAGGCGGAGGGGGAGGCGGGGGAGGCGGGGGAGGCGCGGGGGGCCGCGGUCACCACAACCCCGACACCACGGGCCACAACAGCACCGACAGUUCCUCCACGCCGGAUCAGGGAUACGGCAUGGAAGACAUCGAACCUGGCCCAGGAGACGACAGCGUCGUCGACGGUCACAGCCCGUUUCGACGAGCUGUCGGUGGUGGUGCGUGGCAGUUCCCCAAGUUCAGCAAUUCGCGGCCCCCCUCGCAGUCCCUGAACUCGUACGGCACAGCGGACGACGUGCGUUCACCUACGGGUUCGGCGGGCACUCCGGGACCCAUGCCCCAGCAACCCAGUUCUCAGCAGAGCACCGACAACAACAGCGAAGCGGGUAAAUCGGUGGACUCUUUCAGCCUGGGACUCUCUCCACAUGGCGAUGCCAGUGUGGGCUCGGGUGACGGCACUGGCGAGGACGAAGACGAGGACAGAGGCAAGAAGCGCCAGAAGAAGCGCGGCAUCUUCCCCAAGGUGGCCACCAACAUUAUGCGAGCCUGGCUCUUCCAACACCUCACGCAUCCGUAUCCCUCUGAAGACCAGAAAAAGCAGCUGGCCCAGGACACCGGACUCACCAUCCUCCAAGUCAACAACUGGUUCAUUAACGCGAGGCGAAGAAUCGUGCAACCAAUGAUCGAUCAAUCUAAUCGAGCUGGUGGGACGAUAGGAGGCGCAAGUGCGGCGUAUGGACCUGACGGUGGAAUGGGAUACAUGAUGGACGGCAGUCCACAAAUGCACAUUAGGCCACCAGGCAUGCAGAACUUGUCCUGCGGCGAUGCGUCGAUGGGGAUGGGUCACAUGGGCGCCAUGGGCAGCUACCCGCAAAUGCCCCAGUUGCGGUCGCCGACGCAGGCCAUGCUCCUGCCUGGCCACCCGCACGCAGCCGCCAUGAUGAUGGCGCCCAUGGGUCACCCCGGGCUACCCCCGCAGGGGUCACCUUACGACGGCCAGCACAUCAUGGACAUUCACGCCAGCUAAAGAAGAAAAAAACACACAAGCAAGCCGCGCCGCCUCGUGGCCCUUCCUCCGUGGCUGCCCUCGUCACCGAUUGUCCUCUUGCUCCAAGCUGCGCUGCCUCCGUUCGCCACCGCAAGGUGGCAGCACUCGACGGACCGCUUUGUUUCUUUAGUCCUCCUGCUUUCACGGUUCUAUCUUGGUCUGUUUCCUCGUGGCAUACGCACGAACCUUGCAAUACUGCGACUUCCCGCGGCAGGGUAGUAGUGUGGCGCCCUCUGGCCUAUCUUGUACUUCUUAUUCUUACGCAACUUUUCGCGAAAACCGCGUUAUUUUUGUUUGUUUUUCUUGGCGAGCGCGUGAGAGAUCGUGAGCGACAAUUUUUUUUUCAACUUUUUUUUGGUAUCUUCCUCUGAGAUCGAUCAUUACCUGUACUUGUUUUUGGCACGUACUUUCAAACUCCUACGUUGUCGAUCGUCUUGCAAAAUGCAUCUGUCUCUGUCGUCUGCGACGGGGAACAGAAGUCUAAAAAAUUCGAUCGAUCGUCUUCUAUUUAGCGAGGCGAUUCGUUUUCAGAGAUGCUGAGAAAAAGCAUUACGAAAAAAAAAAGCAAGCUCAUGGCGUUUUUUAACUACUACAAAUAAAAUCUGCGAAGUCAAUCCUUGAGUAAGCUUAGCUAUCUGAACGAUCAUGUCUGCUCAAGGUUUUAAACGAAUAUACGAAGAAAAAAAAAGAAAAUCGAAAAGCCGAUGCGCAAGACUCUUUCCCCAUCGCCGAUGGCUCAGCCGGGCGCCCCCAGGGCGACCAUGCAUCUUCUGUUUCUUGUCAUACGACUUACGCAAGAAGGAAAUUAUUACGGCGAAAGGUCGAAAAGGCUUUGCCUUUUUGGAUCACGUGAACCAUCUCCCAUAGUCUUUAUAUGGAUAUCUUUAAGUAUUGUGUUUUGUUUUAGUCGUGGCUUUUCUUCAUCUUGGGUCCCCCUUGACCUUCGAUCCAACGCGACAAAACUUUUUUUUUUUUUCAUAUAUACAUACACCCGCCCAGAAGCCGCCGUGACUGAGGCUAAUGAACCAGUCGACAUUUUGCAAUCAUAACGACAUUCAU